Messenger RNA from Malassezia pachydermatis, 1017 nucleotides. RefSeq lists its product as hypothetical. Bases 1 to 1017 code for a protein of 338 amino acids. NCBI's taxonomy places the organism in Eukaryota, Fungi, Basidiomycota, Malasseziomycetes, Malasseziales, Malasseziaceae. The transcript is spliced from 2 exons. The record is from RefSeq and is a predicted model, not a curated record.
AUGGCGCCGCCUUCGCCGUCGGCGCCGUCGCCUGAGCGGCCGUUGUCAACACGACAGAUUUCUCGCCUGGUCAAUUAUCUUGACGAUAAUCUCCUCUCUAUCGUUCGUGCCUACCAGAAACGACAUGAACCACAGGCGUCUGUGCGCACAUUACGUGCAUACUUGGAUCUGUGGAAGCCGUGCGUCGAAGUGAUCGCUGCUACACCCUUGCAUCAGGAAAGUGUGCCUGUGCGCGAUACCUAUCUUUUCCGUGUAUUGAGUGAAAUGACAGAAGGUGUACGAGGCUUUGACAUCACUAGUGCCUCGGCCAAGGAGGCUGACAUGGAGCUUAUGUAUGUCCUCUACUGGAUGGAUGUCUUGGACAAGCUGUGGGCUGCUCGAUUUCACCAACGCCAUGUAUCUCUCCGUGAGAUUCAGGAUGAGUCCAAAGCCACUUUCCCUACACCCACCGAAGCUUCUCGUGUGCCAGAAGUGCUGGCCUCUGCUACAUCUCUGGGGUCACCUGUUAGCGAGGCGGAGGCUGAUCCGCCAGCAUCUGUCCCGAAGUAUAGUGUCACUGACUCGAUUCGACUGCGAGACGAAAUGCUUGAUGCCAAGGAGCAGCUUUUUGGUUGGAUGCGUGAUCAGCUAGGUGUGCCUAGACCGCCGGUGAUGGAGGAUGCAUGGACCGAGUCGCUACGUGCGAUGGAUGAGCCGGAAAAUGUACCUCCCAAUGAGAUGUCGACAGAGAGGCCGUUAGCAGAGCCUGCCUUGACUAUGCCUCGUGAGGAGAAAGAGGAAGACGAGGAAGAAGAGACGGUAAUGGAGACAAGUACGGAUCGGCACUAUGCUCAACUCUUCAAGCACAAACUCGAUCCUGACGCUUCGGAUGAAGAGGAGGACGAAGCAGCUGAAGAAGAAGCUCCGCCGAUGAAGCGUGCAAAGGCUACUGAUAAGACCCACUUGGCGUUUUGGGAUACCCACUUUGCUUCGCUCUUCGCGCGGUCCUUGCACCAUCUUCGUCCUGAUGCUGUAUAA